AGUAGUCAAGUUCACUUCAGACUUUGGCGCGGGCAAGCUAUUAUAACUUUAAUACUCCACUGAAUAAAGUGUCUAAAGGUAGACGUUAACAUAAUUAAAGCACAAAAAUGUCAACAUUUCUUCGAGCAGUCAAAAACAACAUACCAGAAAAAGAAAAAUCGGAGUUAUCCGAGAGCGAGCUGAAAAAAUGGGGAUUAGAAGCGAUACAUCUGAGGUUUUAUCAGGUGGAUGGAGUGAGGUGGCUGUCACAGUGUAUGAAGAACCAGCAGGGCUGCAUCCUUGGUGAUGAGAUGGGUCUGGGCAAGACCUGUCAGACCAUUUCUCUGCUGGUAUAUGCUCGGGGAUGCCUUAAAAUGAACGGACCGUUCCUUGUGCUUUGUCCCUUAUCUGUUUUGGAGAACUGGAGACAGGAGUUAGAGCGCUUCUGUCCCAGUUUGUCUGUGAUCUGUUACACUGGGGAUAAAGAAAGACGGGCAGAGCUCCAGAAAGAGCUCAGGAAUGACCAACGCUUCCAUGUUCUUCUCACCACCUAUGAGAUGUGCCUCAAGGAUGCCAGAUACCUGAAAAGUUGGAAUUGGAAGAUUUUAGUUGUCGAUGAGGCUCACCGGCUGAAGAACCAGGAAUCAUUGCUGCACCAAACCCUCAAAGAGUUUACCGUAGGUUUCCGAGUGCUGUUGACAGGCACCCCCAUUCAGAAUAACUUGCAAGAAGUCUAUUCCCUCCUCGCCUUCAUCCAACCCAGUCUGUUUCUGCCUGAAGCCGUUGAGGACUUUGUUAGUGCCUACGCAGAUGUACAGACUGAACCUGCUCUUGCCGAUGAGCUUCAUCGAGUGCUCCAGCCCUUUUUGUUGCGCAGGGUUAAAGCAGAGGUGGCAGCCGAACUACCCAAGAAGACCGAUCUUGUGGUUUUUCAUGGGCUGUCUGCCCUUCAGAAGAGAUACUAUAAAGCCAUUCUGAUGAGAGACCUUGAUGCCUUUAGGACUGAUCAAAACACUAAGACCCGACUUCUGAACAUUUUAAUGCAGCUCAGGAAAUGUGUGGACCAUCCGUAUUUGUUUGAUGGUGUGGAACCAGAACCAUUUGAGAUGGGGGAGCAUUUAGUGAAGGCCAGUGGAAAGCUCUCUCUUUUGGACACCAUGCUGUCUUAUCUUCAGGAGGGGGGCCAUCGUGUUCUUCUGUUUUCUCAAAUGACCAGAAUGCUGGAUAUUCUGCAAGAUUACUUGGAGUACAGAGGUUACAGUUAUGAGCGUCUGGAUGGUUCAGUCCGGGGAGAGGAACGCAACCUAGCUAUUAAAAACUUCAGCUCCAAAGAUGUUUUUAUAUUCCUCCUUAGCACCAAAGCUGGAGGGGUGGGUAUGAACCUAACAGCAGCAGAUACGGUGAUAUUUUUGGACAGUGAUUUCAACCCACAGAAUGACCUGCAAGCAGCAGCCAGAGCCCACAGGAUUGGCCAAACAAGGCCUGUUAAAGUGAUCCGGCUUCUCGGUAGAGAUACUGUAGAAGAGAUCAUCUAUUCCCGUGCUGUGUCUAAACUACGUCUCACAGACACAGUGAUUGAGGAGGGACGUUUUUCUCUGUUGGACCAGGCUCAAUCUGCAGCUUCUGGCCUUCAGUUGAGUGAGAUCCUGAAGUUUGGUGUGGAUAAGCUGCUGUCGUCAGAGGAGAGCUCCAUUCAAGACGUAGACCUCAGGCUGAUCCUGGGUCAGUCUCGAGACGGCCGAUGGCUAACAGAUGAAGAGCAUGCCAAGCUUAAUGAGAGCGAUGAAGAGGAAGAUGAGGACCUGGAGGGUCAACACCACAUGUACUACUUCGAGGGUAAGGACUACUCUAAAGACCCCAGUGCUGAUGAUGAGAAGACCUUUGAACUGUUACUUGAGAAGGAGUUAGCUGAUCUAGAGGAUGCUGGGAAGGAAGGCCGUGCACUUCGUAAUAAAGCUGGGGUGUCCCUGUCUGGGCCCUUGAUCGACCCAGAGAGAAAGAAAAGACCUCUUACAGAAUCCGAGUUAGAACAGAGACGUCAGAAGAGACAAGAAGCUGCUGCAAAGAGGGCGAAGCUGCAGGAGGAAAGGAAAAAGCAACAAGAAGAACUAAAUUACAAGAAGAAGAUGGCGUGGUGGGAAUCAUGUGGCUACAAAUCGCUGUGCUUGCUGCAAGUUGACAGUGAGGGUGAGGAUAUUGAGUCUGAUGAAGAUGAGGAUGAUGUCGUCAGCUGGAGCUCCACUGAUUCGGAUCACACAGCCAUUCGCUAUAUGCUGGGUGAUGUAACUCACCCUCAGGCUGACCAAGAGGAUGCCAUUAUUGUGCACUGUGUUGAUGACUCUGGACACUGGGGCCGAGGAGGAUUGUUUACUGCACUGGAGCGCAGAUCAGAUGAGCCGAAGAAGCAGUAUGAGUUGGCUGGGAACAUGGAAGACUUAGAACUGGGGAAUGUUCUCCUUUUUCCUAUUGAUGACAAACAGUCGAGGCUCAGUGGAAGAGACUAUCUGGCACUUAUAGUUGCUCAGCAGAGGGAUAAAGCCAACAAUUUGUCAGGCAUUCGGCUGACUGCCUUGGUUGAGGGCCUCAAGAAGAUCUACAGAGAUGCCAAACAAAAGAACGCAAGUGUCCAUCUGCCUCGGAUUGGUCACUCCACUAAAGGCUUCAACUGGUAUGGAACAGAGAGACUCAUUCGCAAGCACCUGGCCACCAAAGGCAUUUCUACAUUUAUCUACUAUUACAAACGUGCUCCUUCAAGCUCAUCUAUAGUUUCUUCUACCACAUGCACAUCUACUCCAUCAACCUCGCAUUCGGCCUCAGACCCAGCAGCAUCCUCACCAUCUGGUUCCUCCAGUGCCCUUGGUAACAGUGAAGACCUUACAAAGACACCAGAACCCUCCACUAUAUCACAUGAAGGUCAGGGGGCACCAAGGUUGGCUGAUUUUAUGAGAGGUGUUCAUGUCUACUUCUACAACAUGGCUGCUACAGAGAAGAAGAAGCUCGCCCGCUACCUUAUAACAUAUCCUUUCACGUUUCAUCUUCACCCACACGUUCAACAAAGCCAACAAACCUCGCCGCUACAACAUGUCUAUCUUAAUCACAUUUUUAAAAAGUUUGUUGAUGUUGGCAUGAGCUAAUAAUUUAUACCUUAAUGUUUUUGCACAUAUGACGGCGAUGAAGAGGAUCUCAUGAGCUCACACGUCACUCAUAUUGUAGGAGAGGUGGAAAGUCCUGUCCAUGCACAGGAACUGCGAGAUCUAUUGCAUCAGUACCCUCAGACUCUGCUUGUAAAGAAAAAGUGGUUGGAGUCUUGCUUUGCUAACCAAAGGAAAGUCAGUGUGUCUAAAUAUGUAAUUAGGUUAACUUGACAAAGCUCCU
Messenger RNA from Carassius carassius (crucian carp), 3354 nucleotides. It is a transcript of the gene chd1l, whose product is annotated as chromodomain helicase DNA binding protein 1-like. Gene Ontology annotation, cellular component: nucleus. Gene Ontology annotation, molecular function: ATP binding; ATP-dependent chromatin remodeler activity; DNA helicase activity. NCBI's taxonomy places the organism in Eukaryota, Metazoa, Chordata, Actinopteri, Cypriniformes, Cyprinidae. The coding region runs from base 108 to 3113 and encodes 1001 amino acids. The record is from RefSeq and is a predicted model, not a curated record. The transcript has 24 exons. Gene Ontology annotation, biological process: DNA repair; chromatin remodeling.